AUGAGAAUGAAUCCUUCGGCUCGCCUACUCAAGUUUUUAAAGCAACCAGCGCAAAUCGCCAAUGCCUUGGACUGGAAGAAGCAGACCAAGACCAUUGCUUCACUACACAUUGGUCGCCACCACAUCGGUGUGGCGAUUGCCCAUCAUCCCAGUUUGGGAGAAGAUGUGUCUAUACUGCAUCCUGUGAACUUGGAUUUGGUCACUCGAACCGAAACCAACAGAAGUGCUGUGGAUCCUGCUUCCGUCGACCGACUGGAACGGAUAUGUCACAAACACAACGUCGGCGGCUUUCUCGUGUGUUGGCCACUUCAAAAGGAAGGUCGUGCUGGAGCUUCCUGUGGAAAAGUCUUGCACACGCUCGAAUCUCUGGUUGAAGACACAGAUUCUGUCUUCACGCCGAGUCGCCCGAUUUGUUUGUGGGUUGGCGGGGAAGGAGAAGACAGUGCCGAGGCGGCAGCAACAAGGGAAGCAUAUGAAGAAGAUGAAUGGGGACGGGCAGCUGCGUAUUCUCGUUGCUGUUAUGACAAAACAAUCUACUUGGCGAGUAAGGAGAACUACUGUUUUUUGAAGGGGUCCAGUGAGUUUGCGGCUGUCACAUCCGACGCUUUCGCGCGGCAAUUUUGGCCGGAUGAAUUCGAAACCGAGCAAGAAGGACACUCUAUCAUUGAACCAGUUAGGCAUGGGAAAAGCUAUGAAACUGUGAAGGAGCUACUCAAGAGCUCUAUGGACGAGGAAUUGCCUUCUUACAGAUAUGCAUAG
Seminavis robusta is the source of this 759-nucleotide messenger RNA. NCBI's taxonomy places the organism in Eukaryota, Bacillariophyta, Bacillariophyceae, Naviculales, Naviculaceae. The record is from the annotation of a GenBank genome assembly.